AUGGCUCAGCCCCCUCGUGCCCCAGAAGGUUUGCUAGCUGGGGGUUUGGAUCCUGGGUCCCUUCGUGUGCCUGAGGACAACGACCGGCGGAGACAGGCAGAGGUGCCUGUUCAGGAUUAUGAGGCUCAUUUGGCUGCCUGCACUCGCAAGGUUAAUAAGACGGGCUAUUCUCGGUCUUGGGAUUUUCGGUUGAGGCCUUCUUCUGUGCUCUUUACCGGUGUGGUUAGGUCGCGAGGCAUGUUCCCACCAGUGCCCUCGCUUGUGCCUGUGAUCACUCCAGUGACGCCAACCGUUGCUGCAGUCACGAAGAUUGCGAUUUCCCGGGUUCGUUUGGACGAUUCUUGGGGUGCUCACCUUGAGAGGAGGCUUAGUGCUGCCAUACAAAAGUGGGUUGCCUUAGUGGUUGAGGAUCCUUUAUCUUUUGACGUUGGUAGGCGGUGUGCUGCUUUCGUGGGAAAUGACGAGGCGAUUUCUCAGGGCCUUCUGCACACUUUUUCGGGCAAAUCGGCAGGUACCUUGCACAGCCGGGCUGGGCCUCUCAUCAGGUUUGUUGCCUGGGCCAAGGCUCGCCAGUGCAAGCCCCUACCCUUCAGCGAGGCGCUUUUGUAUGAUUUUCUGCUUGAAUCCGAGAGCACUUGUGCGCCGUCAUUCGGAAAGGCGUUGAUGUCUGCACUUGCAUUUUGCAAAUUUGUGCUGGGCGUUGAGAAUGUUUCUGAUGUUCUGAGCAGUGGUCGGUUUGGGGGCUUGGCUCGUUCGAUGUUCCUGAACAAAAGGAAGCGACGGCAGAAGCCACCCCUCACCGGCCGCCUUGGGCUGAACUUGGGCAGCCGGAUCACUCGGCACAUGGGUCGUGUCUUUGUGACGCAGCCGGAUAGACUCGGCUAUGCACUCACCGGACCAUUCGCCAUGGCCAUCACCGAGAGCAAGGCAAACUUUUCUUCCAGGGCGACGGCCUUGGGGUUGGCUGCUGACGUUUUGAAGAAGUUCACUGAUGCCGGCAUUGAUUGCAUGAGCAAGUUUGCCUUCAUUAGUGCGUUCGUGCCCGGCAACACUGACGAGUCCCCUUUUACCGAUGCAGUUGCUGGGGUUUUGGGGCGCGCUGCUAAUGUGGCAGAGUUGAGCGUGCUGCGCAGGCUUCUUCAUGAGAGCUACAACCUCACUGUCUCAGAGCUUCAGGUGCAGGUUGAAAGAACGGAAGAUUCUGCUCCGAGGCGGUUGGCGGCUCCCGAUCGAGCCGAUAGGCUUCAGCGGCAACAAGUCAGGCUUGCUGGCUUGAACAUCCAUGGCCCUACUCUCCCGGGUCAUUCGGUCAUCGAUCGUUGCGUCCAGAUGUAUGAGGAUAAUUCUCUUUCAUACCUACCUUUGCAGUCUUGUCCCUGCCGGGAUGAUGAAGUGAAGUUCAAGAAGGACCGAGAUGACAAGAUGCUUGCUGUGGAUGGCACGGGGCACGUGUCUCUUAGGUCGCAGGCCGUGAAAGUGGAAGCCGACGUGUCCACUGACCUUUUGCUUAAGCAUGCACUUACACGUCGUGGGCUUGCGCUGGACCAAGCUGGCAUUCUGAGCUUUGCGGAGCAUGAGCGUUGGUCUGAGGCGUUGUUUCAGGCUCGAUUUCGAGAUCCGCCAGACCAGUAUGCCCGUGUCACGCUCCAGCAACUCAUCCAGGCGGACAGGCAGGUUUUGUUGAAGCAGCUGAUCGGACCUGUCCACGUGACUGAUGAUAAAGAUGUAGCACAGCUUGGUGAGGAGCUUGUGCUCUCUUCUUCCGAUGAUGAGAUCCCUGAAGGGGAGUCAUCACCGAAACACGUCCCGUGCUCGGCCUCAGUUCCGCCUCAGCCGCUUUCCGACAAUCCCGAAGCUUUUGCGUCUCAGCUGCUCGAGAAGCCGUGGCUUGAGGCGAGCGAUGUUUUGCAGCUUUUUGAGAUGUUGCCAAUGGCCGUGCCCCAGCGUGGAACUGAGGGCAAGGCUUUUGCUACCGGAGCGUUCGCUCGAGUCAAGGUCAAUGGCCAGCAGCAGAAGGGAGUUCUCUUGCCCGUGGGAGCCGGGCCCGUGCUCUUUGAUGCACGUCGUGCUCUGCAUCUCACUGAGCCUUGGAAAGGCCGCCGUGUGGUCUUAGUGGCCUUUUCUAUAGGUGCAUUUUCAAGGCUGUCCAGUGAGGCUUCUGAACGCUUGUCUGCCCUGCAGUUUAACUUGCCAAACCAGCCCGAUGCUGCUGCGUUCCAAGAGCGCCCGCAAUUGCCGGUGCGUCUUCCCUGGCCGCCUCGAUUGCCCCUCCUUGCAUCUGCGCCUUCGGUUCCCGACAUUCCUAAGCCGGCUGCUGGAGAGCCCUUGUUCUUGGAGCUAUGUGCUGGUACUGCCAUGUUGUCGCGCUGCUUUCAUGAGGUCGGCGUCCCGGUCAUGCCCAUUGACCACCAGCACAAUCGGCACCUUCCGUUGGCUAAGGUGUGUAACCUCAGCCUCACUGAGGAUUCGACCUGGGACUUCCUACGACACUUGAUUGACACUUGCGACAUCCUGUUUGUGCAUGCCGCUCCCCCGUGCGGAACAUGCUCUAUGGCCCGGCAUAUCCGGCGCAAGGGUGUGUCUGCUGGCCCCCUUCGUUCCAAGCAGUUCCCUAUGGGCUUGCCGUCCCUGAACGGAGUCGACCGGGCAAAGGUCGAGGCUGCAAACCAGAUUUACACUAAGCUGGGUCGUUUCCUGCAGGACUUGGGUCGUCGUGCCAUUCCUUGGUCUGUCGAGAAUCCUGAGUCGAGUAUGCUCUGGCAGCUGCCGUGUUUUCAGCCCUUGGUGCAGGACAACCAUGUCUUCUCCUUUGACAUGUGUUGUUACGGGGGGUCCCGCCUGACCCACAGGUCUUUGCUCACUUCGUGCUUUGGGCUUCGCCAUUUUCGCCAGCGGUGUUCCGGGGGACAUGAACAUUUGCCGUGGACACCAAAGGUUGCCCCAGGUGGAAAAGUGCACUUCCCUACGGCAGACGAAGCGGCAUAUCCGCGUCCGUUCUGCGUGCAAUUUGUGGCGCUCGUUUUCCGCCACCUUGGGCGGCCCUUGCCUGCCACGCCUGCCCCUCAGGUGUCAGCCCAGGCGUCUGCCUCUUCAGCUCGCCAGCCCCGUGGGCGCCGUAUCCCUCCUGUCAUGCCUGAGUUCAAGCGUGUGCUCGUGUAUCAGGUUGCUGCGUUGCCCCAGGUGGAUCACAAGCGUCGCUUGCUGCAACCUUUGCGGGAUGCCCCGGCGGGCUCCAAGCUUAUCUCCUCGACGUCUUUGCUCUCUGAAGUGGGGUUGAGUAGUGCCUCGGAGACAACGGUUCAGGCGGUUGCCGAGCUAGUUGAUUCGAGCUCGUCUGAGUCAGGUGACACUGCGUCUCCUGUGGGCCCGGAUGACCAGGCCAGCACGUGCUUUGAAGUGUCGCUGGGUGUGUAUGCUUCCCCCGAAGAAUUUGUGGAUGAAUGCCUGAACGUAGAGCACCCCUUUGAUCAGCUGCAUGCUGCGCCCGAUGUGCUCAAACAGUGCCUUUUUGACAUGCUGACCAAGGGGCCUGCUUGGGUCGUGGAUCGUAGGGCAAAGCUACUCAAGAAGUGGACCCAGUGGGCUCGCGACCUUGAGGCCGAGGAGGCAGGCCUUCGCAAGUCGUUAGACCUUGAGGUGGCAAAGGUGUUGCAAGGUAAAAGGCUCCUGCUUCUUGAGAAGAUUGCGUCGUCAAUCGGCUGGGUUGACAUGGGCGUUUUUGCUGAGCUUAGGAAGGGCUUUGAUUUGGUGGGGCAUGCAAAGCACACGGGAGUUUUCGCGCUUGAGUCCAGGCCUCCGAAGCUUCCUAAGGAUGACUUUCUUGCUGCCACAAAAUUUCUUAGGCCAGCCCUGCUGGGUAAGGUAAAAUCGUCGUCCAUGGAUCGUAAUGCACGUGAGCUGUGGGAAAAGACGAUGCAGGAGGUGGAGAGUGGUAUGUUGGAGGGACCUCUGUCGUCGCAGCAGCUGGAUGAUAGGCAUCCCUCUGGCUGGUUGCCCACUCGGCGUUUCGGGGUGGAACAGACUUCUGCUGCCGGGCGCAAGCUGCGGCCUGUUGAUGAUUUCACCGAGAACAAGGUGAAUCUUGCUUUUGGGUCUAUGGAUAAGCUGGACUUGAAUGCGCUUGAUCAACUUAUCUGCACCUGCCGCAUUUGGGCAAGGGCCAUGUGUGGGGGGCAUGAUUGUGAGCUCGUGCUUUCCUCGGGGCUUGUGCUAAAGGGCCGUGUGCAUCCUGGUUGGAAGAAGGCAGGGCAUCAGCCGCUUCUGACCACACUUGAUCUUCGAGCUGCUUACAAGCAGUUCGCAGUGUCAGCCGACUCGCGAGCUUGGGCAGUUAUCGCUUUGCUUAACCCUGAUACGCUGGUGCCGGGCCUUUUCGAGUCGAAGGCGUUGCCUUUUGGCAGCGCGGCCUCGGUGCUGCAUUUCAACCGCCUCUCGAGAUUGUUGUGGAGGUUGGGGGUUGAGCUUUUGAUCCCAUGGGGAAACUUUUUCGACGACUUCCCUGCAAUGUCACCGAGUGCCAUUUCAGACAAUACCAUGAGUACAAUGACUGCCUUGUGUUCCCUUCUCGGGUUCGCCUUUGCUGACGAUAAGCUCAGCCCCUUCCAGCCUGCUGCCACCAUGUUGGGGGUUGAGGUCGAUUGUUCAAGGUGUGAUGAGGGUUUGGUGCUCGUAAGGAACAAGCCUGGUCGUGCUGAGGAACUCGUGGUGUCUCUUGAGGAGUUUCUGCGCGAGGGAGUGAUCUCUCGAAAGCGUUACCUCAGUCUCAUGGGUCGACUCCACUACACUGAUUCGUACAUACUUGGUAAGUCGGGCCGUUUGAUCAUGGCGGACAUUCGCUCGUGGGCAAGAGGGCAUUGUUCCGAUGAGUUGGUCUUGGACGAUGCAGCACGGGAAUCGCUGCGUCUGUUCAUUGCGCGUCUCCGUGCUUGUGAGCCUCGCCAGGUGCCUUGUGGAGUGGCGAGCCACGUUGUGCACGUCUUCACGGAUGGCGCCAGCGAGGGUGAGGUGCACUCGAUUGGUGGGGUCCUUGUAGUGCCAGGACGGCUGCAUUCUUGCUUUGGGUCUCUUGUUCCCGAUCAUUUGAUCAGCAAAUGGACCUCCACGAUGCGACACAUUAUCGGGCCGGUUGAAUCAUAUGCAGUUGCGGUGGCAAGGAGAGUUUGGCACCAGUUCAUUGCUUCGCAGCGCGCUUUGUUUUUCAUCGAUAAUGUGCAGGCACAAGAUUCCUACAUAAAGGGCACCUCUGCCAACCCUUACGUGCGGGAAAUCCUCCUUUCUUUUGAGGAGUCGGAAAAACUUUCCCCUUCCUGGACGUGGUUCGCCCGUGUGGCGAGUCCAAGCAAUGUCGCAGACGAGCCGUCACGUGCUGCCUUCGAGUUUUUGCAUAAGGCUCAAUGUCGCAGGGUCACUCCCUCGUGUCCCAUCAGUGGUUUUGACCUUGUGGAUCUUGGCGCCCUUGGAAAAAUUUGA
Messenger RNA from Symbiodinium natans, 5469 nucleotides. NCBI's taxonomy places the organism in Eukaryota, Dinophyceae, Suessiales, Symbiodiniaceae. The record is from the annotation of a GenBank genome assembly.